Molecule: messenger RNA, 299 nt
Organism: Staurois parvus
Lineage: Eukaryota; Metazoa; Chordata; Amphibia; Anura; Ranidae
Source: the annotation of a GenBank genome assembly
CAGAAAGAACAGUCAAAAUGCAGGCAGGGCACAGGACAAAGCAUAAUCGUUUUAAAAAAAAAAAAAAAAAAGACAUUUUUUAAAACUCUCAAAUUUGCCGGCGGUUCCGGCGCCCGUACGUCCCGACAUCACAGGGACAGGAACACAGAUGCCGGCAUCGGCCGGAGGAGAUGGCCGGGGACGCUGCAGGGGACACAUCGCGGGAGCGAAGGACAAGGUAAGUGCUGCAGGGAAUCCCUGAGCAACGCCGCAUGGUAAGCCCGAGUGUAGCUCGGGGUUACCGCUUGUGGUACUGAAAU